UUAUUAUAACAGUUAAUAACAUUUUAUACGUUUAAAAUGAAAGGCAUAUAUUAGAUUAAACAUCGCUGUCAGAUCAAACAAUUACGUAUAGUCAUUCAGAUGGCGUUAAUAUGCGCAAUAACUAAACCAUAGCAACUAUGCCUUACUAAAAGAGACAUCUGAGUUUAGAACAAAUAACCUUCUGGCUUGUUUCUAUAAACAGAAAAUAUUAAAUUAUUAAACUAGUUAAUGAUGCUUUUAUAAUAAGUUGAUUAGUUAUAACCUUUAGUAUAUUAUAUUUGUAAACACAAAAGCCAUUCCUGUUGAUACCGUGGAAAAUUAAUUGAAAGAUUCAACACAACUAAUAAAAAUGACAGAACCACUGGAUUAUACUUCUAGUAUUAAUUAUCCUAUGGCUAAUGGUUAUGAUUAUGGGUAUGAUGAGAAAGAUGGCGAAUAUUAUGAUGAGACUGAUGACAAAGACUUACCACCAGUGCCAAAAACAAUGGAAGAUUUCUUACGCAUGGAAAAUCUUGAAGAAUGGCCUCAGAAAUUAACUUCUGAAAACCCAUUGGAUAUUCUUACUGACAAAAAUUGUUUAGGAAGUAAAACUGACUUGCAAGAGAAUAUAGAAGAUUCAACGCCCGAUAUUGAAAAUGUAUUUGACGUUCUUCAAGAAAGAGUAAAUGGAUUAUCCAAAACAAUUCUAUAUUUUGGGGAGAAAAUGUUUAAUUAUCAGUUUCCAAGCAUCGAAGAAUCUAAAGAAAAGAAUCUAUAUGAAAAAGAAGAAUUCGAUAGUCAAGAAGAGAGUUACAAGGAUGCGUUUUUAACAGAAUUGUCAGAUAGUCAAAUUAUGGAUGCUAAUAAAUAUUCAAAUAGAUCUAAAACAUUAGAAGAUUCAAUGAAAGAGAGCCAGAAAGGAAACGUGAAAUACUGCACCUUUCCAGGCUUUAAAGAAGGUGAUUUAACUUCAUUGCCAUCUAAUGUUGAAGCUCCUCACGUUCUUCAUCACGUUUCGAAAGCCAAUGAAGUCAACACUGGACUUCGAAAGUUUUGGAAGAAAAUUUUUCAAUCUGAAGCGUCAAUUGCCUUACUACAAGAUUCUGUUUGGUGGCUAUUUAUUCAUUUUUUCGAACCUACUCGCAUCAGCGAAAGGGAUAAACUUUUUGAUAGAAUGUCCGACAGUUUCGUCACUCUCUUGUUGAGUAUUCAUCCAGACUUGGCUGAUAAAGUUUUUAUGAUUUAUCCAAGUUGUUUGGCACAGAGUGUAUUUGUUUCUUUUCAAGAGGCCUUUCCAGAAUCUGGACAAAUGUUCGAUAACAGCUUUAAAGAAGAUAUUUGCGGGUUUGUAUAUGAGUGGAUAACUGGAACAAAACCACCUGUUGGCUCAUGGAAAGUUUGGAACUUCAAUCGUUUAAAAUUACCUUCAGAACAUAGAGCAACAUCUGAUGAAGGUGAAUUAGAAAGACUGACUAUGGAUAUAGCUCUAAAUAAUCGACCUUUAGACGUUCAUUUAGGGUUUGAUGAAUUUUUAAAAGUUGUAGAGAAUUUAGGAGAUAAAGAGCUGGAAGAUAGUCAAAAUACUACUCUCGUGAGAAAUAAAUCCAAAAUUAACAUAAUGAGGCCAUCAAAUAGAAGAAAAAAAGUUGACAAAAGUCAUGUUAUCGGAAGAGGGUCAAAAGUGGAAAAAGUUCUCUUCGACUUAAAAGGACGAUCGCCGUUAGUUGAGCAUUUUCUUAACAUGAAACUGCUAGCUGAAAAGGAGCCACCUAGAGUUCCAAGGAGAAUGCAGAGAAUACAAAUAAUUGAAGAACCAGAAAAUAAAAUGACAUAUAAACAAGUUAUUAAUGAAACUGUUGAAAAGAGUAGGAUAAAUAAAGAGAAAUUUAUGAAUAUAUCUAAAGAAACCGAAAAAGAGUUAGCCAAAUUGGAAAAGGAGAGAAAAAUGAUGAAAAGAAAAAUCGAGAAACUUCAAAAAGAUUUACUUUUUAUUAAAGAUCCUGCUGAAGCUAGAAAGAAGAGUGAAAAAGUAUUUUCCAGUUUUAAACAAUCUUACGAUGAUUUAAUUGUUAUGGAAGAAGAAAAAGUUGAAAACUUAGAAGACGAAGAAGAUAAGGAAGAGAAUUUUGAUGAUUAAAAAUUUUAAUACUUUUUUAUAAGAUAUAUCUUAAAUAUUGUUGUAUAUAGCUAACGACAUCUAUUGGCGACCGAUAAAAAUUAUAUAAUAUUUUUACUAUCAUUAAUUUUUGAUCAAAUGUCAUCAGUAAUGUCGCUAAAUCUUUGUAAUAAAUAAAAUAAAAAGCUCUUUAAUCAUG
Molecule: messenger RNA, 2294 nt
Organism: Dimorphilus gyrociliatus
Lineage: Eukaryota; Metazoa; Annelida; Polychaeta; Dinophilidae
Source: the annotation of a GenBank genome assembly